UUUUUUUUUUUGCUUUUUUGGACUACAUCACCCCUACGUAGCCACGAGAUCAGCUGCGUCGUCAAGCCGGAAACUCUACCAGGGACGCUCCCGGGUGCCGUUUAUAGUACACACCGCUUCAUCACAGUCUGAGAGAAACGACCAAUCCCGGUUGGUCGCACAGAAAGCGCCCGCCGCCCGAGUAGAAAACGACCACCCGCCCAUCCACCCCUUGCUGGGCAGGCCUGCGGACUUGGGUCAUUCUCACCGUCCGAGUUUAUAACGAGCCGCGGGCGCAACUCGACGGGAAACGAAAACAUCACCAGAGGAGCUGAGGCGGGAGAGAAAGGAAGGGACACAUAAGAAGCUGGCCCGACAUGGCAGCUCUUGACAGGCAGUCGAGCUUCCUGCCGACGAUAAAAUGCUCGUCGUGUGGGAACCAGAUCGAGAUCUCCAUGAUGGGAGACCACAUCUGCAGCGGCCCAGGAGAAGAACCGCCAAUGCCGCCUCUUCCCGAGAAGGAAAAGCUUGACACCUUUAUGCCCUUGAACAAGGAGGUCCAUGAGAAGAUUGGACGUGUGCCGGCACCACCAAAAGUCGACACCCUCGCAGCGAACCGUACAUACUAUCGCGCAGGACAGCUUACACCUGUGAGCAACUCGAGCGGGACCGCGUCUCGUAGCGCAUCGCCCUUGACGCCCAACUCCCGAUCGCUUGCUGGCCGUUCCGAGGACUACUUCGCCCCAAAGAUCGCGAAUGAGGAUGACCCGGCCACCCAGCAGCCCCAGCCGCGCCGACCCGGCGGAUACGGCGGACUGAAUGAGUUCGACGACCAGAUGUACCCAGCAGACUCUGCUAAGAAGCAGGCCCCGAACCUGCUCGCCCGCAUGAACUCGAUCGCGCCCGGUCCUUUUGAUGCAGGCAGGAGGCCAUCAGCAGCCAGCCGGAACCCGCCUCCAAGGAGGCCAAGCGACGACGACGGCAUGCGCGAUAUGGGCAACCCCUACGGCGAGAGACCCACCACUGCCAACACCAACGCAAGCUUUGGUGGCGGUGGCAACCUACCGAGGGCACCGAGGACGAAUGGCUAUGGUGGGUUUGGACCUCCGCAGCGUUCCCAGGACGAGUUCGAGCCGGAGCCUCUCAACUCCCGAUCGGGCACCUUUCCUCGCGAAAGCGAGCCCGCAGACCGCCUGCUGCGGACACCCUCCGAGCCUGGAUCACGCCCAGACCGGCAGCGGAGGCCAUCCAACGACAUGUAUGCUCGACAGCCACCGAUGGGCCCCGACACGUCGCGCCCGCUGCCGCCGAGGACGAGCUCCAACAACAGGCCGCCGACGCGCGAUGGUAACCAAGCCGCUCCUGACCUGGCGGUUGAGUUUGGAAUCGGAAACCCUUACCACAGUGCAAACUCUUCGCUUUCAUCUAGCGGCUCCAGCCGCCCGAGCCAGCCAAGCUCGCAAACCAGCCCAACCCGCUCGUUGCGGUCGGGCCCAGCAAGGAAGCCAUCUGACACCUCAAACUUGGACAGCCUAAUGCAGGACCUCCAGUCCUCCAUGGACGACAUGGCAUCUCUGGGAAGGGACCGUGACCCUCCCGCCCCACGUGAUCGCGGCCACGAGCGCACUGGCUCUUUGCGCAACCAGUCUUCGACUCGCCGCCAGAACAGCCGAAACGAUCCCUACUCGCAACGGGCUCCAUCGCCGCUGCCGUCUCCCACCUGGGAUAACUCGAUGGAGCGAGGAAACGCCGGGGGCCGAGGACGUGACAACCGCGGCCCUCCAUCCCCCCGAUACUCUUCGCCCGAGCGGGUUCCCGAAAGGGCGGCCCCACGAGUUCAGUCUGGCGGACGGGAAGCGGUGCCCAAGAACCGCGGCAACUGCAAGGCGUGCCGCGAACCCAUCACUGGAAAGAGCAUCUCCAGUGCAGACGGACGCCUGACGGGACGGUACCACAAGGCAUGCUUUGUGUGCACGACGUGUCGCGACCCCUUCACGUCGGCCACAUUCUACGUGCACGACGACAUGCCCUACUGCGAGCAGCACUACCACGAGAUCAACGGGAGCCUGUGUGGAACGUGCAACAUCGGCAUCGAGGGCCAGUACCUGGCCGACGAGCGGGACACCAAGUACCACCCGCCCUGCUUCCGCUGUGCGGACUGCGGCCAGAUCCUGAGCGACGGCUAUUUCGAGAUCGGCGGCCGCCGUUACUGCGAGAAGGACGCAUGGAGGCGCACCCAACCGGCGCCCCAGCCGACCAGCAGAGUUGGUACGCCAAGUAACUUGGGCCCCGGCGCUAGACGACCACCCCCGGGCGGUCUCGCUGGCGGCCCCAAGGGGUUCCCUGGCAACAGGGGCAUGCCUGGCCAGCCAUAUGGCAUGUCGGGCGGCGGCGGCAACAACAGCAGGCUCGGCCCCCCUGGAUCCCGCCCCAGGAUGGAGAAGCGUAUGACGAGGCUGGGCAUGAUGUGAGCUUGCCAGCCACCGAAACUCGAUACAGUUUUUACCGAAGCUACGACGCAUUGCGAACAUAACGACGACAAGAGACCUGUCGUUUUCCCCCUGGGAUGCCAAUUUUUGAACAUCUCGGGCUCUAUUUGGAACACAUUCACUUUGUUCUUUUUGUUUUGACCCUCGCGCCUCCAGCAGGCACAGCGCGGCAUUUUUUUUUGCCACCCUAGGACCUUUCCCGGUUUGAUUUUAAUUGCAAUGUACACCCUCACAUAUACAGUCUGCUUCAUUCUUUUGCCUCAGCCUCUUCCCCCGUUUUCGGACGCCUUCGAGACCGAGGCCCCGGAUGGAGGACUUUUGGAUACCCAGCGAUGACAUUCAUCGUUUUAUACCCCUUUUCCUUUUGAAUUCCAUUUGAUAUAUCAACAGUUCGCUCUGUUUCCUUUCUCUGCAUCUUCUUUGUUCACUCACAUACACGGUUUUUGGAUGUUGGGUGGCUCGGUCUGCUAGGUGGCGGAGUCUUGGGCCCAGCUGGAUGGAGAACGUUCUUGUGUGUAUUGGAAAUUACGACGGCGAACCAGGCUGGCCCUAUCGGUCAGCAGGGACCAGCAUUACUCUGCCCCUCGCGUGCACUUUUGUGUUCCUAUAUCCCAGCGCAAAGGCACGAGAAAGAGAGAACGACAAUGAACCCCGAGCACGUAAAUAACAGCAUCGCCCUGAGAAAUGACGGGAGAUUUGCUAGUCUGGUCUGGGCGUCCCUCGAAAUGGGGUUCUGCCACAUUAUAGCUACAUAAAACAAUUCAGGUACCCUACCUCGACAUGUCAGAGUACCUACCACAUUUGUUACCUAUCCUCUUGACGAAAGCCCAGGCCCAAGCCACGUGCGCCUUGUCUUGGCUGUUCUGGAACGUAUAAUGGCCCCAUGUUAUGUCUCACGCUUUGUCUGGACCCGUCCAGACAGUUUGGAACUCAC
Messenger RNA from Gaeumannomyces tritici R3-111a-1, 3402 nucleotides. RefSeq lists its product as hypothetical. Lineage: Eukaryota; Fungi; Ascomycota; Sordariomycetes; Magnaporthales; Magnaporthaceae. The record is from RefSeq and is a predicted model, not a curated record. Bases 357 to 2450 code for a protein of 697 amino acids. The transcript has 3 exons.